Knipowitschia caucasica is the source of this 954-nucleotide messenger RNA. The record is from the annotation of a GenBank genome assembly. Lineage: Eukaryota; Metazoa; Chordata; Actinopteri; Gobiiformes; Gobiidae.
AUGCGCCCACGUCAGUGCGCCCUGAGUGGGACCGCGUCUCUGCCUUCUCCCGGCUCCAUUCACUCCCCACAGCGUCUCCACAUCAGCCCUCUCUCUUUCCGCCGCCUGCACCGCUCCGUUCUCGGCUUUUCCAGACACUGCGCGUCGCUCCAGAGCAGGACUACACCUCUAUGCUCCCCACGCCCGCCUGCGAGCCUUUGUGGCAGGGCAGCCGAGCGCGCACGCAUCUGUCCACGGUCCCACUGUAAACGCAUGCGUGGCUGUCUGGAUUACAGCCUGGACUACAGCCUGGACUACACCCUGGACUACAGCCUGGACUACAGCCUGGACUACAGCCUUGACUACACCCUUGACUACAGCCUUGACUACACCCUUGACUACACCCUUGACUACAGCCUGGACUACAGCCUGGACUACAACCUGGACUGCAGCCUGGACUACAGCCUGGACUACUGCCUGGAUUACAGCCUGGACUACAGCCUGGACUGCAGCCUGGACUACAGCCUGGACUACAGCCUGGACUACACCCUGGACUACAGCCUGGACUACAGCCUGGACUACAGCCUGGACUACACCCUGGACUACAGCCUGGACUACAGCCUGGACUACACCCUUGACUACACCCUUGACUACAGCCUGGACUACAGCCUGGACUACAGCCUGGACUGCAGCCUGGACUACAGCUGGACUACAGCCUGGACUACAGCCUGGACUACAGCCUGGACUACUGCCUGGAUUACAGCCUGGACUGCAGCCUGGACUACAGCCUGGACUACAGCCUGGACUACUGCCUGGAUUACAGCCUGGACUGCAGCCUGGACUGCAGCCUGGACUACAGCCUGGACUACAGCCUGGACUACUGCCUGGAUUACAGCUCCUGUGGUUCUCCUUUUAAUUUCCCCGCAGAGUGAUGAGGAGAAAACAAAUGAAAAUCAAGUGUUUAUACCGCGGUGA